Molecule: messenger RNA, 1242 nt
Organism: Uncinocarpus reesii 1704
Lineage: Eukaryota; Fungi; Ascomycota; Eurotiomycetes; Onygenales; Onygenaceae
Exons: 3
Coding region: 1-1242 (413 amino acids)
Biological process (GO): transmembrane transport
Cellular component (GO): fungal-type vacuole membrane
Molecular function (GO): transmembrane transporter activity
Source: RefSeq, a predicted model, not a curated record
AUGACAUCCCCUUCGAAGUCGCGGGACGAUUUCCAGCCGCCCGUUCCUGAAACACGAAUGGAAGGCCACGAUGUCAACCAACAAAGUGAAUUCACGUACGUCUUUCCAAAACAAACUUAUCCUAUCCCCAUGACAGGUGCUAAGAGACAAAUCAGCGUUCAUUCCACGCUCGCUUUAGUCGGUGCCUGGCUAGCCCUCUUCUGCACCCUGGGAUUCCAGAAUGCAUUCGGUGUCUUUCAAGAAUACUAUGCCCGCGCGGAGCUCAAAGGAUACUCUGAAUUCGAUAUUGCAUGGAUCGGCUCGCUUUUGUCUUUCAUGCUUUUCUUUUGCGCUGCUCCAGCUGGUAUUAUGGUAGAUCGUAUUGGGCCGACGCCCUUGUUAGCUUUUGGCAGUGUAGGAACAGUGCUCGGGAUAUUCAUGACAUCCCUAUGCAAGAAGUACUACCAGUUCCUCCUUGCCCAAGGCCUCACGCUCGGAAUCUCAAAUGCUUUCCUCCUUACUCCAGCAAUGGCCACCGUAUCGCAUCUUUUUGAUAAAAACCGAGGGACAGCAACCGGAAUCAUGAUAGCUGGUUCCUCAAUCGGCGGCAUUAUUUGGCCCAUCAUGUUAGAUCAAUUGCUAAAUGUUCGCGGUCUCAGCUUCGGAUGGUCAUUCCGAAUAGUUGGAUUUGUGGUAGCCCCACUCUGCAUUAUCAUCACCAUUUCGAUUCGAGCACCGAAGAAGCCGCAUCAAGAGAAUCAUGCAGAGAAUUUCAACCAAGAAACGAAGCGCCAGCAAGACGGAGUGAUGUCUCAAGCUCCCAAGAGCAAUGUUUCGAUCUUGAAAAACCCUACCUUCAUUUUGCUCUGUCUUGGAUUAUCCAUGGCUACUUUUGGCCUAUUCAGUCCGUUAUUCUUCAUUCCAACGUAUGCAGUGACAAAUGGCUUGUCCUCUAGCCUGGCAUUCUACCUUGUCUCACUGACCAAUGGUGCAUCCCUGGUGGGAAGAGUUUCUACUGGUUUCCUAGCCGACCGGUAUGGAAACUUCAACCUGUGCUUUAUCACGAUUGCGCUCUCUGGCAUCAUUGCGAUGUGCUGGACAGCGGCUACCAGUAAAGCUGGUAUCAUUGUCUUCGCUUUAGCUUAUGGAUAUACUUCUGGUGCCAUGUUUAGUUUACAAACACCCUGCGCCGUUCAGCUAGCCACUCCCGAAUCACGAGGGACGGCAAUCGGUCUGCUGAUGGUUGCACCUGCGCUUCCGUGA